UUUCCCAUCAUGCUUUUCAUCAGCGCAGUCGGUGGAGAGCAACUGCGCCCGACUGAAGAAUCAGAUACAGCCGUCUGGCCGUCGCGAGUUUUUUGACACACGUCAGCAUGACAUCAGAGCAAGGUGGACGUAACUCGGACACAUUUCUUACCGGCAUGCAUCUCGCGCUGAUCACCGGUGAUCGGAUCGGUUCUGCGCAGAAUUUGGCCAUCUCAAACGAGCCUAACAGGUGUGUUCGACUUGACGCGGCGCUGCGCAGAUCGAUCGCAAUCUGACUUGAAGAAGUGCAUGCUGGUUAGAAUUUUUUUUUGUGUUGUUUAAUAAAAUAAAAAUGAAAUGAAUACAGACUCCGUUGGUAAUUUAAUAAUAUAUGCUUAUGUUUACCAUGCUUUUUAGGCACACGGUGUUAAGCAAGCACAUAACAUUUGCAAUAUGAAGAGUUUAUGGUUGCUAUUUUUUUCAUUUAAACGUUUGUUUAUCGGACAAAUCUACUAUUCCAAUCCACUUCAAUCGCACUUUGAAUCGGAAACACGAUGCGAACGUCACUACGGCAAGCAGCGGGUGUCCGGCUUGACUGCUUCUUUCUCAACUCCUCCCUCUACUGCAAGCGGCUAAUCUCGCCGAUCGGUCUGCAAAGCGCCUCAUGAGCUCGAACAAGCCUAAUGCACUACACCCUUGAAAGAGUUGACUUCAAGGGCUCAGCCCUUGGAAGGGAGUAGGGCAUAGGGUUGCUCACUUCCGUUUGGAAAAUGGCCAAAAUCUAAAGCACCCAUGCGGAAGUGCUCCGGUCCUAGUGGUGGCGCAAACAUCCAAACAUUCUCGGUUGCUUGACGAAAACAGACGACGAAUCAAAAACAGUGACGAAAAGAUCAACAGGAAGUUCCACAAGCUUUGUUUAUCAACUUCUCGUCCGUUUUACAAUUUUAACCCUUGUCGGGUUUUAUGCCAUGGCUUUUACGAAAAGAGUUACAUUAUGAUCGUACGAUCUGCAUCGCGAUCGUACGCUUCAUAUGCAUUUACAUACAACGACAGCAAAACUGCUAGAAACUUAAGUUGGGAUAUUUUUGACCAGCUACUCGCCGCUAUACAUCUAAGUGUAAUGUAAGAGUCAGUAACAGUGGUCAAGAUGCCGUGCACAUGUGGGAACUGGAGGAGGUGGAUUCGGCCUCUGGUGGUGGUGCUUUAUAUCCUGCUCCUUUUGGUUAUCCUUCCUCUUUGCAUCUGGGAAAUUCAAAAAUCACAGGUUGCUGCUCAUAACAAGGCGUGGUUCAUUGCUGGGAUAUUUGUGUUCAUGACUAUUCCCAUCUCACUGUGGGGGAUACUGCAGCAUCUAGUACAUUACACCCAACCUGAGCUUCAAAAACCUAUUAUCAGAAUAUUAUGGAUGGUUCCUAUUUUCAGUCUGGAUAGUUGGCUAGCGCUUAAGUAUCCCAGUAUUGCCAUCUAUGUAGACACAUGCAGGGAAUGCUAUGAGGCCUACGUCAUCUACAACUUUAUGAUCUUCCUACUCAACUAUCUGGGAAACCAGUAUCCCAGUCUGGUCCUGAUGCUAGAGGUGCAGGAGCAGCAAAAACAUCUCCCCCCUCUGUGCUGCUGCCCACCAUGGCCCAUGGGAGAAGUGCUGCUGCUGAGAUGUAAACUGGGAGUUCUGCAGUACACCGUUGUGAGGCCUGUCACCACAGUCAUUGCUUUGAUUUGUCAGCUUUGUGGAGUCUAUGACGAAGGCAACUUCAGUUCUAAAAAUGCCUGGACAUACCUGGUUAUCGUCAAUAAUCUUUCUCAGCUUUUUGCAAUGUACUGUCUUGUGCUGUUCUAUAAGGCCCUAAGAGAAGAGCUCAGUCCAAUCAAACCAGUGGGCAAAUUCCUCUGUGUCAAGCUGGUGGUCUUUGUGUCAUUCUGGCAAGCUGUGGUCAUUGCACUCUUAGUGAAGGUGGGUGUAAUCUCAGACUCUCACACCUGGGACUGGGAUAGCGUGGAGGCUGUAGCCACUGGAUUACAGGACUUCAUUAUCUGUGUGGAGAUGUUUUUAGCAGCCAUUGCCCACCACUUCAGCUUUACUUACAAGCCCUACAUACAGGAAGCAGAGGAAGGUUCCUGCUUUGAUUCUUUUUUGGCCAUGUGGGAUAUCUCAGAUAUACGGGCUGACAUUUCGGAGCAAGUGCGUAAUGUUGGGAGGACUGUUAUGGGUCGACCGAGGAAAACGUAUUUUGGUGAAGAGGCUUACCAGGAUGAGAACACUGGACUGCUGUCAGACGGUUCUCUUGAACCUGGAGCUGAAGCCUCCUCCACUCCUGCAUCACCCAAAGGCCGAUACCAAGGCAUGGGCCACACCUCAACCCCCCACUCCGUUUCCGCUCCCGCCAACCUCGGAUGUGAGGCAUGGGAGGGAGACGUGGACGACAUCACUCCUAAUGUGAUAUCCAGCGAUCAUAAAGACGAACAGGGCUCGGACUAUACGGAAAUCACUUAGCAUGCCAUGAGCUACAGCUACCAAAGCUUUUAUUAUGUAAAUGGUGCAUAAGCUAUCGUCUGGAAUAUAUGCAACCACUGUAAACUCCGGUAACUGCUAUCAGUUAGAUACCAAUGGUUAAUGUGGAUUCAGAAAGGCUUGGUGGAGCUUUGGUAGCAAGAACAUAUUUGAAGGACUUUGUAACAGGUUAGGAUAUUUGUUUUUAUCCUUUUGGCAUUACUUUGCUGAAAACACGACCAAAAUAUUAACUGACUUUAGAGCCAAGCAACACACCAAUACUAAUUUUAAAGGAAUACUCAACCCAAAACUAAAAUGUACCCCAUAAUUUACUCACCCUCAUGCUAUCCUAUGUGUAUAUGACUUCACUUUUUAGCCCAACGCAAUCUGAAGCAGAGCAUGUGAGCGGAGCGUGUGAAAUAUAGUCAGAGCGCGGAGCGGGUUUUUAUCCAAAGGCCGGAGCGAGACCGAGCGUUCCGCUCCGAUACCGCUCACACCACAAGUCUAGGGCAUGCACAAAUCCACCCAGAUCCACCGAUCGCAGCUGAAGCAUAGACUAGAAUGACCGCGAUCAGUUCCGGUAACGUAACGUGCCGCAGAUGCGUGCGGUGUAAACGAGGGGUAAGGCUUCGGUUGAAAGCGGCAGGUGUUAGGCAUGCAGAGGAAUUUUUUAUUUGAGCAAGCGCGGAGCGAUUUCACCGGAGCGGGAUGAAAUUGUAGGUGAGCGGGGAGCGGAGCGGUCUGGUGUGACUUUGAGCGGUGGAGUGGGUGGUGGAAAUUCUCACCGCUCAGCUCCGCUCACAUGCUCUGAUCUGAGGUAUGUAAUAAAAUCUUGUCUGUUUCUAGAUUUGUAAUGACUUUGAAUUGUGCCCCAUUCUGAAGCUCCAGAAAGCACACAUAUCCAUAUGACGGGGUUAACAAAUAUCUUCUGAAGCGAAACAAUGCAUUUCUGAGUAAAAUGAUUUGUAUUUUGAGGUUAUUUAGCCAAGAUAGGUCUAGUUAGAAUUUGUAUAGCAUGUAGAUAAAGAAGUACAUCUGUAAUUGUGGCACGCUGGCCCCACGGCUCUUGUGUGUCUCAAUAUGUGAACCAAUGAGAUGCGACCUUGAGAUUCUUGGAGCUCGCAUACCGCCAUAUCUUGGGUAAAUAAGCUCAAAAUAUGAAUAGUUUUGGUUCAGAAACAUUAACCGCGUGGAGUUGUUUUAUGAUAGAUACUGUAUCUGCGCUUUUGGAGCUUCAAAAUGGGGCACUUAGAAACUUAGAAAUAGAUUUUAAUUAAUAUAACUGCAUUUUUUUAGCUAAAAAAAGGAAGACAUACAUCUAGAAUGACACAAGUAAAAGGUAAUUAUGGGGUAAAUUUCAUUUUUGGGUGAACUAUUCCUUUAAUGGUUCUCAUAACAAGUUGACCAUUCAGUUAAGAUAGCCGUACGAAUGUCGACAUAUUAAUGACACUACUUUAAAAUUCUGUUCAUGUUAUACUGAAGAUGUUAGUAAGUCAUUUUAACUAUUUUGUUUUAAUAUCAGUGUUACGUUCUCAGUUUAUCUGUUAAACACUUUUUAACUGACGGUUGAGGAGAAAACCGAAUUGCCAGGUUCUCAUGAGAUUUGAUACAGUUGUCACAGUUGAACAUAUGCAUGCUAUAUAGAACAUCCACAAGUGUAUAUUACAAGUGUAAGAUAAGCUGUAAAGCGCACAAUGCUAAAGCCCUCAUAUCUCUGUUCUCUCACUUUAGAGCAUAGCAACUGCUCCUGGACAGCUUGUCUUCAUAUACCUGCAUCCAAACAUGAUGCUAUACAUUGUUAUUAGAUUUUUCUUGUCAAAAUUUAUUUUCAGGUAAAACAUUUUUAUUUUGUACUGUUUUAUCAACUAGAAAGCUAUUAAAACCGAGAUAUUGAAAUCCUGUUUUAAGAUCACUUUGACGAAAUGAUGCAAUGUGUAGAUGUCAGCCAAAGUUGUCUUAUUUGAAUUAAGAAAUUGUAUUUUUCUUGUCACAAAUCUCUUUCACACGAAGUACAAAAAUCUGAUACUUAGCAUACAGGCAGUCAUCUAUUACAGAUGUGGAUGGGGUGGGGAAUCCUGGUGUUUUAUGAACUGUCAUAUGUAUCUUCCUGCAAUGGGUUGAACAGCUGUUGCAUUGCCUUAUUUACCAAUGGCCAUCACAAAUGAUUAAAGUUCACAUGGGAAUGUGCA
This is a messenger RNA of Triplophysa rosa, 4656 nucleotides long. RefSeq names its product transmembrane protein 184C (gene tmem184c). Gene Ontology annotation, biological process: transport. The record is from RefSeq and is a predicted model, not a curated record. The coding region runs from base 1127 to 2470 and encodes 447 amino acids. Lineage: Eukaryota; Metazoa; Chordata; Actinopteri; Cypriniformes; Nemacheilidae. Gene Ontology annotation, molecular function: transporter activity. The transcript is spliced from 11 exons.